AUGGUUCUGGCUCUUCAGAUGAUGCCGGUGGAGCACUUGGAGGAGUCCUCACCCCACCGUGAUAACCAGACAUUAAAAUCUUGGGGCUUUGCAUCCCCGGAUUUCUCUGUGAUUCCUUCUAGACUGGUGGCAUCGUGGCAGCAUCACUGUUUCACAACUGAGGCAGGUUUCUGUUGUUUACAGGACAGUUCUGCAGAUCGAUUUCUCAACAGCUUGGGAAGGUUUAUGACAGGACUGGACACCAAAAAUAAUGUCAAGGUGUGGUUCAAUAACAAGGGCUGGCAUGCAAUCAGCUCUUUCCUGAAUGUCAUCAACAAUGCCAUUCUCCGGGCCAACCUGCAAAAGGGAGAGAACCCUAGCCAUUAUGGAAUUACUGCUUUCAAUCAUCCCCUGAAUCUCACCAAACAGCAGCUCUCAGAGGUGGCUCUGAUGACCACAUCAGUGGAUGUCCUUGUGUCCAUCUGCGUCAUCUUUGCGAUGUCCUUCGUCCCAGCCAGCUUUGUCGUAUUCCUGAUCCAGGAGCGGGUCAGCAAAGCAAAACACCUGCAGUUCAUCAGUGGCGUGAAGCCUGUCAUCUACUGGCUCUCUAAUUUUGUCUGGGAUAUGUGCAAUUACGUUGUCCCUGCCACACUGGUCAUUAUCAUCUUCAUCUGCUUCCAGCAGAAGUCCUAUGUGUCCUCCACCAACCUGCCUGUGCUAGCCCUUCUACUUUUGCUGUAUGGGUGGUCAAUCACACCUCUCAUGUACCCAGCCUCCUUCGUGUUCAAGAUCCCCAGCACAGCCUAUGUGGUGCUCACCAGCGUGAACCUCUUCAUCGGCAUCAAUGGCAGCGUGGCCACCUUUGUGUUGGAGCUCUUCACCGACAAUAAGCUGAAUAAUAUCAAUGAUAUCCUGAAGUCUGUGUUCUUGAUCUUCCCACAUUUUUGCCUGGGACGAGGGCUCAUUGACAUGGUGAAAAACCAGGCAAUGGCUGAUGCCCUGGAAAGGUUUGGGGAGAACCGCUUUGUGUCACCAUUAUCUUGGGACUUGGUGGGACGAAACCUCUUCGCCAUGGCCGUGGAAGGGGUGGUGUUCUUCCUCAUUACUGUUCUGAUCCAGUACAGAUUCUUCAUCAGGCCCAGACCUGUAAAUGCAAAGCUCCCUCCUCUGAAUGAUGAAGAUGAAGAUGUGAGGCGGGAAAGACAGAGAAUUCUUGAUGGUGGAGGCCAGAAUGACAUCUUAGAAAUCAAGGAGUUGACGAAGAUAUAUAGAAGGAAGCGGAAGCCUGCUGUUGACAGGAUUUGUGUGGGCAUUCCUCCUGGUGAGUGCUUUGGGCUCCUGGGAGUUAAUGGGGCUGGAAAAUCAUCAACUUUCAAGAUGUUAACAGGAGAUACCACUGUUACCAGAGGAGAUGCUUUCCUUAACAAAAAUAGUAUCUUAUCAAACAUACAUGAAGUACAUCAGAACAUGGGCUACUGCCCUCAGUUUGAUGCCAUCACAGAGCUGUUGACUGGGAGAGAACACGUGGAGUUCUUUGCCCUUUUGAGAGGAGUCCCAGAGAAAGAAGUUGGCAAGGUUGGUGAGUGGGCGAUUCGGAAACUGGGCCUCGUGAAGUAUGGAGAAAAAUAUGCUGGUAACUACAGUGGAGGCAACAAGCGCAAGCUCUCUACAGCCAUGGCUUUGAUCGGCGGGCCUCCUGUGGUGUUUCUGGAUGAACCCACCACAGGCAUGGAUCCCAAAGCCCGGCGGUUCUUGUGGAAUUGUGCCCUAAGUGUUGUCAAGGAGGGGAGAUCAGUAGUGCUUACAUCUCAUAGUAUGGAAGAAUGUGAAGCUCUUUGCACUAGGAUGGCAAUUAUGGUCAAUGGAAGGUUCAGGUGCCUUGGCAGUGUCCAGCAUCUAAAAAAUAGGUUUGGAGAUGGUUAUACAAUAGUAGUACGAAUAGCAGGGUCCAACCCGGACCUGAAGCCUGUCCAGGAUUUCUUUGGACUUGCCUUUCCUGGAAGUGUUCUAAAAGAGAAACACCGGAACAUGCUACAAUACCAGCUUCCAUCUUCGUUAUCUUCUCUGGCCAGGAUAUUCAGCAUCCUCUCCCAGAGCAAAAAGCGACUCCACAUAGAAGACUACUCUGUUUCUCAGACAACACUUGACCAAGUAUUUGUGAACUUUGCCAAGGACCAAAGUGAUGAUGACCACUUAAAGGACCUCUCAUUACACAAAAACCAGACAGUAGUGGAUGUUGCGGUUCUCACAUCUUUUCUACAGGAUGAAAAAGUGAAAGAAAGCUAUGUAUGAAGAAUCCUGUUCAUACGGGGUGGCUGAAAGAGGAACUAGACUUUCCUUUGCACCAUAUGAAGUGUUCCGGAGAAAAGAGCCAGAAGUUGAUGUGGGAAGUAAUAAACUGGAUACUGUACUGAUACUAUUCAAUGCAAUGCAAUUCAAUGCAAUGAAAACAAAAUUCCAUUACAGGGGCAGUGCCUUUGUAGCCUAUGUCUUACAUGGCUCUCAAGUGAAAGACUUGAAUUUAGUUUUUUACCUAUACCUAUGUGAAACUCUAUUAUGGAACCCAGUGGACAUAUGGGUUUGAACUCAUACUUUUUUUUGUUGUUCCUGUGUAUUCUCACUGGGGUUGCAACAAUUAUUCAUCCAGUAAUCAUGGCCAGUGAUUAUUGAUCAAAAUCAAAAGGCAUGCACAUCCUCAUUCACUAAGCCAUGCCAUGCCAGGAGACUGGUUUCCCGGUGACACAUCCAUUGCUGGCAAUGAGUGUGCCAGAAUUAUUAGUGCCAAGUUUUUCAGAAAGUUUGAAGCACCAUGGUGUGUCAUGCUCACUUUUGUGAAAGCUGCUCUGCUCAGAGUCUAUCAACAUCAUUAAAUAUCAGUUGACAAAAUGGUGCCAUGUGUGGCUAACAUCCUGCUUUGAUUCCCUCUUUGAUGAGCUGUUCUGGUAGCCAUAACAUGCAACAAAAAUGUGGGUGUCUCUAGGCACAGGAAACUUGGUGCCAUUGUUAUAUUGUCCUGUGCUUCAAGCCAUGGGUCUACAGGGUCAUCCUUAUGAGACUCUUAAAUAUACUUAGAUCCAGGUAAGAGGCAAAGAAUCAACAGCCAAACUGUUGGGGCUGCAAGCUGCUGAAGCCAGGGCAUGGGAUUAAAGAGAUUGUGCGUUCAAACCUAAGGAAGCCUGUGCCCAUUUGUCCUGAUUGUCGACUCACAUGGUACACUGCAUCUCAAGAUGUUUCUUAUCUGACACAAGUAUAUUAUUAUUUCUGGCUUUUUGAAUUAAUCUAGAAAAUGAAAAGAUGGAGUUGUAUUUUGAUGAAAAUCUUUGUACUUUUUAAUGUUAUUUGGAAUUUUAAGUUCUAUCAGUGACUUCUGAAUCCUAAAAUGCCCCCUCUGUAGAACCCUGUGGUAUAGAGGAGUAUGGCUACUGCCCCACUAUUUUUAUUUUCUUAUAUAAGUUUGCAUAUCAGUCAUGACUAGUGCCUAGAAAGCAAUGUGACGGUCAAGAUCUCAUGACAUUAUAUUUGACUUUCUUUCAGAUCAUUUAGGAUACUUUUAAUCUCAAUUCAUCAAUCAAGUAUUUUUUGGGUGUAUGCUGUAGCUGAAGGAGUAUGUACGUAUGUAUAAGGAUAGAGAGAAAUUAAGUCUCAGUAGAUUGUGCCAUGUUAUUCAGCUCACUGGUUUACAAAUAUAGGUUGUCUUGUGGUUGUAGGAGCCCACUGUAACAAUAUUGGGCAGCCUUUUUUUUUUUUUUUUUAAUUGCAACAAUGCAAAAGCCAAGAAAGUAUAAAGGUCACAAGUAUAAACAAUGAAUUUUUCAACAGGGAAAACAGCUAGCUUGAGAACUUGCUAAAAAACACAACUUUUGUUUAUGGCAUUUAGUACCUUCAAAUAAUUGGACACCCCAUUAAAUCUGACAAUCUCAAAUUUUUCAUCUCUUCAAUCACUAAUCAAGAAAAAUAUAAAAACAACAAAUGCUUCCAUAUGGAGCAUUUUUCAGAGUUUUCUAACCUGGGCUUAUUUUUCUAGUCAGUAAACAUUUUUAAAAAUAGUUUCACUAAUGCUUACUGUUAACUGUCUUGAGAGAAAAGAAACAUAGGAGAGAACUAUUGUUUGGCCAAGUUCAAGUGAUCUUUCAAUAUCAUUACUAACUUCUACCUUUUCCAAAAUUUGAAUAUUAACUCUAAAGGCGUAAGACUUCAGAUUUCAAAUUAAUCUCUAUAUAUUUUUUAAAUUUACAGAAUAUUAUAUAACCCACUGCUGAAAAAGAAAAAAAAUGAUUGUUUUAGAAGUUAAAGUCAAUGUUGAUUUUAAAUAUAAGUAAUGAAGGCAUAUUUCCAAUAACUAGUGAUAUGGCAUCAUUGCAUUUUAUACUAUCUUCAAAAAUAUAGAAUUUGUAGAAUAAUUUCUCCUCAUUUAAUAUUUUUCAAAAUCAAACUUCUGUUGGUUUUCUCAUUUUACUAAAAUCAUAUUCUAAUUCUUCAUUAUAGUAAAUCCAUGAGCAACUCCUUACUUCAGUUUCUCUGACUUCAAGGCCAUAUUUUAAAAAAUCAAAAGGCACUGUGAACUAUUUCGAAGAAAACACAACAUUUUAAUACAGAUUGAAAGGAUCUCUUCUGAAGCUAGAAACAAUCUACGGUUAUACAUCUUCAUUAAUACUGUGUUACCUUUUAAAAUAGUAAUCUUUUACAUUUUCCUGUGUAAACCUAAUUGUGGUAGAAAUUUUUACUAACUCCAUACUCAAUCAAGCAAAAUUUCUGUGUAUUCCCUGUGGGAUAUAACUAUGUGAGUUUCAGAAAUUCUCAAAAUACAUGUCCAAAAAUUUCUGCUUGUGCAUCUUUUGGACACCUCAGAAAACUAAUUAACAACUGUGAAUAUGGUAAAUAUAGAAGAAAAUAAUAAGCCCUCUAUACAUAAAUGCCCAGCACAAUUCAUUGUUAAAAAACAACCAAACCUCACACUACUGUAUUUCAUUAUCUGUACUGAAAGCAAAUGCUUUGUGACUAUUAAAUGUUGCACAUCAUUCAUUCACUGUAUAGUAAUCAUUGACUAAAGGGAUUUGUCUGUGUUUUCUUCUUGUGGUUGUAUAUAUCAGGUAAAAUGUUUUCCAAAGAGCCAUGUGUCAUGUAAUACUGAACCACUUUGAUAUUGAGACAUUAAUUUGUACCCUUGUUAUUAUCUACUAGUAAUAAUGUAAUACUGUAGAAAUAUUACUCUAAUUCUUUUCAAAAUUGUUGCAUCCCCUUUUAUAGAAUGUUUCUAUGUCGAUAAGGAUUUAGGUAGGCUAUUAUCCCUUCUUAUACCCCAAGAUGAAGCUGUUUUUGUGCUCUUUGUUCAUCAUUGGCCCUCAUUCCAAGCACUUUAAGCUGUCUGUAAUGGGAUCUAUUUUUGCACUGGAAUACCUGAGAAUUGCAAAACUAGACAAAAGUUUCACAACAGAUUUCUAAGUUAAAUCAUUUUCAUUAAAAGGAAAAAAGAAAAAAAAAUUUGUAUGUCAAUAACUUUAUAUGAAGUAUUAAAAAGUGCAUAUUUCUAUGUUGUAAUAUAAUGAGUCACAAAAUAAAGCUGUGACAGUUCUGUUGGUCUACAGAAA
Mandrillus leucophaeus (drill) is the source of this 5567-nucleotide messenger RNA. RefSeq names its product ATP-binding cassette sub-family A member 1-like. Gene Ontology annotation, cellular component: intracellular membrane-bounded organelle; membrane. The record is from RefSeq and is a predicted model, not a curated record. Bases 1 to 2271 code for a protein of 756 amino acids. Gene Ontology annotation, molecular function: ATP binding; ABC-type transporter activity; ATP hydrolysis activity. The transcript has 17 exons. Lineage: Eukaryota; Metazoa; Chordata; Mammalia; Primates; Cercopithecidae. Gene Ontology annotation, biological process: transmembrane transport; lipid transport.